AUGUCUUCAUCUGCCCAACCUUUAGAACCAGAAUUUUUACAAGCUUACGAUGAAAUCGUCUCUUCAUUGAGAGAUUCAACUUUAUUCGAAGAAUUCCCAAAGUAUGAAAAAGUCUUACCAAUUGUGUCUGUUCCAGAAAGAAUCAUUCAAUUUAGAGUCACUUGGGAAAAUGAUAAAGGUGAACAAGAAGUAGCUCCAGGUUUCAGAGUACAAUUCAAUUCCGCUAAAGGUCCUUACAAAGGUGGUUUACGUUUCCAUCCAACAGUUAAUUUAUCAAUUUUGAAAUUUUUGGGUUUCGAACAAAUUUUCAAAAAUGCGUUAACUGGUUUAGAUAUGGGUGGUGCCAAAGGUGGUUUAUCUGUCGAUUUGAAAGGUAGAUCUGAUAAUGAAAUUAGAAGAAUUUGUGCUUCUUUUAUGAGAGAAUUGAGUAGACAUAUUGGCCAAGAUACUGAUGUCCCUGCUGGUGAUAUCGGUGUAGGUGGUCGUGAAAUCGGUUACUUAUUCGGUGCUUACAGAGCUUACAAAAAUUCUUGGGAAGGUGUAUUGACCGGUAAAGGUUUGAACUGGGGUGGUUCUUUGAUUAGACCAGAAGCUACCGGUUACGGUUUAGUCUACUAUACCCAAGCCAUGAUUGAUUACGCUACAAAGGGUAAAGAAUCAUUUGCUGGUAAACGUGUCGCUAUUUCUGGUAGUGGUAACGUUGCUCAAUACGCAGCUUUGAAAGUUAUCGAAUUGGGAGGUAACGUCUUAUCCCUAUCCGAUUCUAAAGGUGCUAUUGUCACAGAAUCUGGUAUUACUUCCGAACAAAUUGCCGCCAUCGCCGAAGCCAAGAUCAAAUUCAAGAGUUUAGAACAAAUUGUUGAAGAAUAUUCCGUUUUCGCAGAAAACAGAGUUAAAUACAUUCCAGGUGCUCGUCCAUGGACUCACGUUGGUAAGGUUGAUAUCGCCUUACCUUGUGCCACUCAAAACGAAAUUUCUGGUGAUGAAGCUAAGGCUUUAGUCGCUGCUGGUGUUAAAUUCGUUGCUGAAGGUUCCAACAUGGGUUCUACUCCAGAAGCUAUUCGUGUUUUCGAAACUGCUCGUUCUACUUCCAACUCCGUCCCAGAUGCUGUUUGGUAUGUCGGUGGUAAGGCUUCCAACUUGGGUGGUGUCUUAGUCUCUGGUUUAGAAAUGGCCCAAAACUCUCAAAGAAUCACUUGGACUAGAGAAGAUGUUGACAAAGAAUUAAAGAGAGGUAUGAUCAACUGUUUCAACGACUGUAUUAAUGCUGCUAAAAAAUAUAACAAAGAAACUAACGAAAAUACUUUGCCAUCUUUGGUUAAAGGUGCUAAUUUGGCCUCUUUCAUCAAGGUUGCUGAUGCUAUGUUCGACCAAGGUGAUGUUUUCUAA
This is a messenger RNA of Vanderwaltozyma polyspora DSM 70294, 1389 nucleotides long. Its product is annotated as glutamate dehydrogenase (NADP(+)) GDH1. Bases 1 to 1389 code for a protein of 462 amino acids. Gene Ontology annotation, molecular function: L-glutamate dehydrogenase (NADP+) activity. Lineage: Eukaryota; Fungi; Ascomycota; Saccharomycetes; Saccharomycetales; Saccharomycetaceae. The record is from RefSeq and is a predicted model, not a curated record. The transcript has a single exon. Gene Ontology annotation, cellular component: cytosol.